This is a messenger RNA of Colias croceus (clouded yellow), 803 nucleotides long. It is a transcript of the gene thoc7, whose product is annotated as THO complex subunit 7 homolog. Gene Ontology annotation, cellular component: THO complex part of transcription export complex. The transcript is spliced from 3 exons. Gene Ontology annotation, biological process: mRNA processing; mRNA export from nucleus. Lineage: Eukaryota; Metazoa; Arthropoda; Insecta; Lepidoptera; Pieridae. Bases 127 to 735 code for a protein of 202 amino acids. The record is from RefSeq and is a predicted model, not a curated record.
UGUAAAUUAAAAACGCAAGCCUGAAGCCGUCGUGAGCCCGUGAAUGUUUAUGUUUGAAAAUGAAAGUUUUAGCAUACCUUAAUAUUAUUAAGCUGACUUUGUAAAUCAAAUUUCCAGCCUUUUGAAAUGGGUGACGAGGACGUUAUACGCAGAAGAUUAUUGAUUGAUGGUGAUGGUACUGGUGAUGAUAGGAGGCUUAAUGUUUUGUUGAAGACACUAAUCAGAUGGUGUAAUGCUACCGACGAAAAACCAGAAGACAGCAAAACCACACAUGAUCGCAUGUUAGCACAACUUGCACAAUGUGAAUUUGCUGUAACAAAAUCUCAGCUCGGUACCGAGAUGAUGACAGCAGAACUUAAAAGUUAUGAGGAUUUAUCGAAAAUAUUUGAAAGCGGAAUAGAGAUAGCCAAGAAGAAUAUAGAAAAGAGUAAAAUUGAUCUGGCCCAAGCAAAAACUGUACGCAAAAAUAGAAUAGAGUAUGAUGUAUUAGCCAAAGUGAUAAGUGAACAGCCAGAUAGGAAAGAAACAUUGGAGCAAUUGAGUACUCUAAAGAAUGAAUUAAGUACAUUGGAGACAACAAAACAGCAGUUAGAGAGUAGAUUGGCAUUAAGAAAGAAACAAUUCCAUGUGUUAGUGACUUCAAUACAUCAGUUACAAGCCUUGUUAGAUGAACCUGAAGAAUUAGAAUCCAUUUCUGAUGAUGUAGAAAUGAAAGAAUCAGCUAUGGAAACUUGAAAUAAUACUUUUUAUAGUUUAUAAAAUUUAUCAUAAAUCUGAAAUAAUAAAAUUAAUGAAAUGUCCAA